Molecule: messenger RNA, 1689 nt
Organism: Chionomys nivalis (European snow vole)
Lineage: Eukaryota; Metazoa; Chordata; Mammalia; Rodentia; Cricetidae
Gene: Hhla1
Product: HHLA1 neighbor of OC90
Exons: 18
Coding region: 13-1689 (558 amino acids)
Source: RefSeq, a predicted model, not a curated record
UCAGCAGGAAUUAUGGUCUUAAGGUGGACAGAGCUUCCCAGCAUGCCGAGCUUCCUGCUGCAUUGCCCUCCAGUGAGACUGUGCAUGAGCCUCGCCUGUAUCCUCUCUCUCUGGAAUACAGCAUCUGGUCUCAAAGGAGAAGGCAAGAAAGAUAAGGGAAUGGCUCUCCUACCUACAACAGAGUCUGGAAACUUGGGUCUCAGGAAGGAGAAACAUGGAUCCUUCCUUUACACAGCAGAGUCUGUCUUCAAAAGAGAAGAGAAGCUGGUAAAGGGGGUACAGGUUCUUGCAACUACUGAACUCCCAGCAAGGUCAGUUGAUCUGUCUGCAUUCAACCUGACAGAGCUUGUGAAUGGGAUGCUCAGUAGAGCUUUAAAAGAUAGCAAGCAGUUCUUCUCCGUGCUUAGCAUUACUUCUUACAGCUCAUUUGCCUUUCACAAGGUUUCUGUGGCCAUCUACAACAUUUCUAACCCAAAGACGGUUGACCCAGCCAAAUUCCCUACCAGGUACUGCUACUGUUUGAACAAUAGAACCAAUGACUUAUCAGAUUUCACAGCUUUGCUGGUGGACAUCCUUGGGAAUUCUACUAGCUACCUCACUGAGAUUUUUAAGUCAACCUCCAUCCUCUCGGUGAGUCAAACCAAUGCAUCUGACUGUGUCUUCAUCUGUGUGAUGGCAGGGAAGUCAGGAAGGACUUUUUCUGACUUCUGGGAGAUGGUGGAGAAAUCCCCUGUUAUCAACUACACAUUUACCAGUGGUGUUUCCAAAGCUUUGGGUGCAACUACCGGUGGAAUAGUCGGGACUCCAAGGUUCACCACCCAAAGUCAGCAGUCACUUUCAAGGUCGUAUCCUGCACACUGGAGCACACAGUGGGUAUCUCAUCUGAAGACCUUCCCCUGGACAAAGACAAGUACUCCUUCAGAGAAAGAGGUGACAGAAAACAAAGAGAUGUUUCCAGAGCUGCCUGUUGGGACCAUAGCCACACAGAGCCGUGCCACUUACACAUGGAACAUGACCAGAACACCAUGGGUGACAAGCAGACGGACAUGGGAUCCUACAGAAUCAGUGUCUAUGUCCCAGACUACGAAUGAUAGCACAUCUAAAGGGCCACCCUGGGCAAAAAGGACAUUCUGGACAAGCCUUCCCUCCACAUCAGCCUCCCCUGCAGAUGCCCAGCAUCCCAGGAGCACAGGGAGCCCUUUGCAUCCUGCUGGGAUACUGACCACACCCAGCAAACUAGCACAGCCCAGCAGAGCCUCAGGAACACUCACCGCUGGAACACAGACUCCAAGUCCAACCAAGGCACCAGCCCCUAGAGACUCACAGACAGAUGCUGUCCCUGCAGAGUGGCCCUUCACCCCUGAGUCAGAGUCAGCCCUGGUCCCAGUAGCCCAUCAAGUUUCAAGGUGUCCUCAGCCACUCCUCAAAGACGGGGCCAUUAUAGAAGCUCCCCUGCCCCUGCCCAUGAAGAAACUCAACCCAUGCCUGAUGGAGCUCUGUCGCUUCUUCCAGCAAUGUCUCUGUGCCAGCCGAAAGAGAGAUCUCAGUUCAGAAGCCAUGAGGUAUUGCCUGGACUACUAUUCCUGGUUCCUGAGGAAUUCAACGCAGAUCUGUCGGAGAGUGAAGAGAGUGUCCCACUCUCACACCUUGAAGCAGAAAUGCCUUGAGAAUGUCUGCAAGUCCGUGUGA